Messenger RNA from Colossoma macropomum (tambaqui), 798 nucleotides. RefSeq lists its product as uncharacterized. Lineage: Eukaryota; Metazoa; Chordata; Actinopteri; Characiformes; Serrasalmidae. The record is from RefSeq and is a predicted model, not a curated record. The transcript is spliced from 2 exons. The coding region runs from base 485 to 700 and encodes 71 amino acids.
CCGAUGUGUCCAGGGGGAUGAGAGCAGGUUGAGCAGGUUUUGGAGGUUUUUCGCGUUUAAGCUGUUUUUUCGGACAUGUCUCAGAAUGCAGUGAGGAGAGGAGCUGCAGAGGCUUUCAGAUUUAGCAGAAUUGUGAAUGUAAGGUCGUUUUUGAGCGCGGUUCGCCCGCUGCUGAUUAACGAGCGAAAGUUCUGUGAUGGACUGAAGGACAGCGGAAAGAGCUUCGACCUCUCUUUACUGCAGUUCCUGGUCUGUCCUCUGUCUAAAAACCCUCUCAGGUAUGAUGAAACAACAAAUGAACUAAUCAACGAAGAGCUUGGCAUUGCAUAUCCCAUAAUCGAUGGCAUCCCCAAUAUGAUUCCUCAAGAUGCACGGCUGAUUAAGAAGACAGAGGGAACUGAAGAACCCAGUCAGCCUUAGGUGGAUCUACAGCAUUAGCCGUGUGCUGCUGUCUCUUGCACUAAGUUUAACAAAAACUGCCACAAUGUUGUUUUCCCUCUCUACUGUCACUGUGCUUGUACCAAUUCUGUCCUUAUUUGGACUCAUGUACUCUGCAAGUGUGGAUGAAAACUUCCCAGAGGGAUGUACAAGCUCCAAUAGUGUCUGUUUCUACAGUCUCUUAUUGCCAGUCACUAUUCCUGUUUAUGUGUUUUUCCAUCUGUGGAAAUGGGUGGGAAUCAAGCUGUUCAGACACAAUUAGAACAUUGAUUUAAUUAGAAAUGUAAAUAAAGGUUUAUGUAAACAACAUGACACAUGGUCAAACCUGCUUUCUUAUGAAUAAACAAGCCAUGCUUACAA